AUGACUAGCUGGGUCGGACGCAAGAAGUCACCAAAAAUUGUCUUCAUUCUAACGGACGACCAAGACCUGCACAUGGACUCGCUGUCAUACAUGCCGUAUCUGAGGAAACACAUCGCAGAUAAAGGCACAACGUUUACCCGCCAUUAUUGCACCGUAGCUCUCUGCUGUCCUUCGAGAGUCAGUCUGUGGACCGGGAAGGCGGCACAUAAUACAAACGUCACCGACGUGAAUCCACCUUAUGGUAGGAGAGAGUCCUUCCCGCUCUGUUCGCUAGGAUUGUCCGUCUGACAACCACAGGUGGAUAUCCGAAGUUCAUAUCCCAAGGCUUCAACGAUGACUACUUUCCCAUCUGGAUGCAAUCGCUCGGCUAUGCGACCUACUACGUCGGCAAACUUUUCAACGCCCAAACAAUCGAUAACUACGCCUCGCCACCUGCAGCAGGCUGGACGGGGUCUGAGUUCCUGCUGGACCCUUACACUUACCGUUAUCUGAACGCGACUCUGACACGCAAUGGAGGGCCACCGGUUAGCUACGAAGGCCAGUACUCAACAGACCUAAUCGCGUAUAAGUCCUUCGGCUUCUUGGAAGACGCAUUAAAGCAAUCGCAACCGUUCUUCCUGACAAUUGCGCCCACAGCUCCGCACAGCAACGUCCAAAUUGGAGGCAACAUCGAUGGCAACUUCACAGAACACACCAAUGUUCAGACUCCUCCCAUCUCUGCCAAAAGACACGAACACCUCUUCAGAGACAUCACAGUCCCCCGAACACCGUCUUUCAACCCAGACACGCCCCAUGGCGUCUCUUGGAUCAGCAGAUUACCCAAACAAAACGGAACAAACAUUGCAUCAAACGACCAUUUCUACCGUCAGCGGCUCCGAUCUCUACAGGCCGUGGACGAAAUGAUCGACGAGCUGGUUCAGAGAUUGGAGAAGGCAGGCAUCCUCGAGGAGACGUACAUUUUCUUCUCCACGGAUAAUGGAUACCACAUUGGCCAACAUCGCCUGCAACCGGGGAAACAGUGCGCUUUUGAAGAAGAUAUCAAUAUCCCCUUCAUGGUCCGCGGCCCUGGGAUCGCGAAGAAUCGCACCACAGAUGUCGUGACAUCGCACAUUGAUCUCGUGCCAACUUUUCUGUCCCUUGCCGGUGGCUCCUCGGAUACUUCGCCGGAAAUCUGGCGUGGUUUCGACGGUGCCGUCAUCCCUCUGCACCACCUCACAGAAGAGCAGAAAGCAAUGAAACCGGAACAUGUCAACGUCGAAAUGUGGGGCGUCAUCCAGUCCGAAGGGAAAUACGGCGCGACUCUCUACCCGAAUCACACGUACAAAGCCCUCCGCAUCGUGGGAGAGAGCUAUAAUUUGUUGUACACCGUCUGGUGUUCUGGCGAACACGAACUGUACGAUCUCGUGCGAGAUCCUUACGAGACCACGAACAUCUAUGUCCGUAAUCACUCUCUUGCAGCCGUCGAAGUUGGCGGCAGACGCAGUGAGGGAUACCACAUCUCGGACCAGCAGCCUCUAGAUGCCCGGAUUCGUCCAGAACAGAUUGUCUCCCUCGACCGACUGAUCCCUCGCCUGGACGCCCUCAUCCAAGUCCUCCGAACCUGUAAAGGGAAACAGUGCACACAUCCCUGGACCUCCCUCCACCCCAACGAAAAAAUCUCAAUCCUACUAGAAGCCCUCGACUCAAGGUUCGACAGGUUCUACCAAGACCAGCAACGCGUCGAAUACGACAAGUGUGAAAAGGGUUACAUUCUAGCGAGCGAGGGUUCCAUUGGUGUGAGACCAUAUCUGGAGGGGAUAGGAGGAUGA
This is a messenger RNA of Lecanosticta acicola, 1808 nucleotides long. NCBI's taxonomy places the organism in Eukaryota, Fungi, Ascomycota, Dothideomycetes, Mycosphaerellales, Mycosphaerellaceae. The record is from the annotation of a GenBank genome assembly.